Volvox carteri f. nagariensis is the source of this 2934-nucleotide messenger RNA. RefSeq lists its product as uncharacterized. The coding region runs from base 1 to 2934 and encodes 977 amino acids. Lineage: Eukaryota; Viridiplantae; Chlorophyta; Chlorophyceae; Chlamydomonadales; Volvocaceae. The transcript has 7 exons. The record is from RefSeq and is a predicted model, not a curated record.
AUGAGAGCAAAAACGAUGCGACAGGCGCGGUGCGCAAGUGUGCAAGCCAAGCCAGCAAUGAAUUCGCGUCACAUAGAGGGUCCCGGAAUGAAAAUCCACUCCACGACGAACCAGGUGGGCGGUGUAGAUGCCUCACUACAACAACCUCGAGGUCGCACGCUAGCUGCGAAACGCAAGCGACCGUUUCAUCCAAAUCGGCCGAGCGCAUACGUUAGCCUUGGGAAGGUACGUCCCUUCACCGGCGACGUGCAACCCCCGGCAGCUCUUACGUCAGCGCUGGAGGCUCGCUCGUUCAGGCGCGAGUUGAUCCUCAUCACCGACACGCGCCCGCGGGCCGCCGUGCAAUUGCACGACAACUUGGCCCAGCUCGGCCUUGCACACAUCCUGUGGUUGACAAACUCGCGGGCGUUUUGCGCGGCAGCAGAUGUGCUCUUGCUUGCACGGGCGAAAUUGCAUGGUCAGCAGCCCGGCGCCUUCGCAGACGCCACCCUUGCCCACCGAGCUCUAAAGUCUGCGUCAGUGCCGUACACUUCCAUGGCCCAGGACUGGGAGGGGCAGCUAUCCUUGUCCCGGCAGGCUCGGGAGUUGCGUAAUGCACAGGCACUUCCCGCCCUGAAUGUGUCAGCUGCCAUGGCUGCGCUCGCGGCAGCUAGUGACGCCGCGGCCAGCGGGCGGCGCAACAUCAUCAGCAGCGCCGCGGGUGCCGGCCUUGCUGCGGCCGCAUCAUCCUCAUCCUCAUCCUCAUCUGCUGACCUGGGUUGCGUCUGGUACAACGAAACCUUUCCAGACGUGUUCGGCGGUCACCGGCGACUCAUGACUAAGCGACUUAUGCUGUUGGCUCGUACUGUGCGCCACGGCUACAACGUGCUUUCCCUGGACACGGACGUCAUCGCGUUCCGUGAGCCGUACAGUUUUUUUAAGACCCCACCGUACAGCUCCGCGCACAUGGUAGUGGGCAAGAGUGUUCGCGGAGGCAGUAUCGUCAACACUGGAGUCAUGUACUUUCAAAACGUGUCACGCAAUGGACCGGUAGCGUGGCUGCUGUCCGAGGCAGUGGAGCGCAAUCUCAGGUGGCUGGACAUGCCGCCGCCACCACCGGCGCCGAACUCGACUGAGAACUCAGCAACAGCAGCUUUAACACCGGAUAAGUCCUCCUCGGCCGCCCACCAGCUGAUGACGCCGCACGACGCGUCCCGAAGAGGCUGCUGGGAUCAGUUUCUGUUUGGCGAUGCUGUGCUUACAAGCAUCACCGGCAAGAUGUCACUGUACUACUGUGCGCGACCCGCGGACCGGUACGGCAGACCCUUGCUUCGACGCAGUGACGACGAUAGCGGCGGAUGGAACAUGCGUCACCGUACGGCACUGGGACUGGCGGACAGACAAGGUCCCUCAGAGCUUCUGGGGCGCGAAGUCACCCCAGUGACGGACCCAGACCUGCUCGGCCUGGUGGGCUCCGACACGUUCAUGACAAGUUGGGCCAACCUCACCAGGCCCCGGGACCCACAGCCGCUGCUAGCGGACGAGCCGAGCUACAGGCUACCCCCCUUCUUACCUGACGGCUUCGCGGCCAGAUUCCAGCGCGUACUGGCCGACGAUGACAACCUCUGGGCCAGUCGGCAGUCCGUGCUUCGCUCCAUGAACAGCAACAGGCGUCUACGAACCGCUGUGGACAAGUCGCGGUGCACCGAAGACCAACCCGAUGUUGCACAGGGCAGCUUGGACACGGCGCUUUGCAGCAGCAGUAGCAGGCACCUGGCUGGGGAGGAGGCAGCAGCGGAUGUCCGGCGCAGAGAUGCCCUGGGAGCUGCUGGGUCGCGGACGGGCGAUGGCCCAUUGCCGCCGCUGCAUCGGGAGAUGGAGAUGCUGGCGUAUGCGGCUGACUGGCUGGUAGGCGGCUGGACGCAGCGAGGAGUACUCGGAUACUGGGACCCCCAGCUCACGAAUGGAAUGCCCCGACAGGUCUUUGCGCACUUGGUGCGAGCCCCUGGACCGACCAGCAUCGGCAAGGACGCCGUGCGUAUGCAGUACGGCGAGUACAGCUGGGAGCUGGCAGCGCUCACGGAUGGCGGGCCGUUUCCCUUCCUAGGGUCCCCGAAUGCAUCGGAAGUGCCGAGAGUGGUUGCGCUGCUGCCGGACGUCGACACCACCACCUUCACGCAGGUCCAGUGGACCAGCAUGGCGCGUGGGCUGGUGCAGCUGGCCCUGCUGACGGGGCGCCGUGUCGUGUGGCCCGCAGUGCCGUGCGCGAGCAAGUGGGUGCAGCCAAAUCCCGGGUCACGCCGCGCACUACCUCUCAACCAGAACUUGCGUUUUAUGACCCACGGAUCGUUUGGGGAAGGACUGAUGUGCACACCGGCUGUAGUGCUGCACCAAAAGUGUCUGUUCGAGCGGCUGAACAGCGGGCGCAAUGAGUCGUCUGAGGUUGCCAGGGAUGAGGUUCCGGAGCCGCCGCGACGCGAGGGGGCGCGUGGACUGUUGCCCGUCGAGUUCGAGAUGCUGCUGCGCGUGCUGCCGCCGUCAGUGGCGCAGCCGGGGUCGCACAACACAGUGCACCUGCAGAACAAUGAUGACUACGAUGACAACGGACGUGGCGAGCGGCCAGUCAUGUUUGACGAGCCCCCGCGUGCCGAGCUCUACCGUUUUCGGCUACCGUUUCCUGCAUGUUGGUUCGCGGUUGACGGGCAGUUUGUUGGGAACCGCCCACGGAAAACCGGGGACAACUAUGUCGCCAUAAUGAUGGGUGGGGCGAAGCCGGGCAUUGUCUACGUGAAGGCGGCUGACGUGGCGAAGGCUUUACGUGAGGGGCCCCUGGCAGCACAACCCGUAUUGUACUUAGCGCAGCGCACUUUCCUCACCCAGCUGGACAAGCUGGGUGAGCCGGAACUGAUGGUGAAGUAUAGAACCUUUAGGAACGAGUGCCCAGCACUGAAGUGA